AUGAAUCGUGAAGAAGUGUUUGCAAAAGCAAGACAACAAGCAGAAUCGGAAGCACCAGACGAUGCAUUAGAAACACUUGCAGAGUGAGUGCCUUUAUUUACAAAUUCCUACAGAUGUUCUUAUAGAAUUACUUCUCAAGAGGGUGUCGAGUAUUCUUUAUCAGAAAUUCAGACUAUCAACAUUGUCGUCUGCGAAAAACUUACAAGGUUUGAUGAAUAUUUUUAGCAAAGCUAAAAAAACUGGAAGCUUCACUGAAAAGGUAUCUUUCCAGCUGCCCAUUUGAAGAAAAAAAAGAAGCUUGUCUGUUAUGCCUUCCGAUUUUGGAAGGAAUUAAAUGCUUGUGAGUUACACUACUCACUUUUUGUGUUACGUUCGUACAUACAGAAAAUCGGCAGAAUGGCUGGAACUCUACACGGAAACUGUGUAUGAGACUUUCAGUAAACUGAGCCGUUACGCUCGAGAAGAAGAGAGAAGUGACGCUUGGUAUCGGUUAAAGGUACAAUGCAUAAUUAUCAUUAAACAAUUUAAAAUUUGCAGGCUAUCUUCUACGAAAUAACGCUUGCAGCAAAGAAGGUUUGGAAGGAAAAAAACGCUCCAGCCGGAUUGGACAUUUACGUGUACUAUGCGAAACUUCUCAAAAGUUAUUUGGAUGUGGCUGAUGAAGACGCUUUCAAGGUAUCAGAAAUCUUUUCGACUCACAGAUGAAAAAUGACUUUCUAAUAAACAUUUUAGGAAUGUGAAAAUUACGCUAAAGAAGCAAAGUUUCUUGGAAAAGGAAUUCUUGAAGACGAAGAUUAUCGGGACGCCAAAAAAGCGAUGGAAACUAUUAACAAGCUGAUUUCCGAAGCAAAGAAAGAACAAGAGCUGCUUAGCGAUGACUAA
Messenger RNA from Caenorhabditis sp. 36 PRJEB53466, 882 nucleotides. The record is from the annotation of a GenBank genome assembly. NCBI's taxonomy places the organism in Eukaryota, Metazoa, Nematoda, Chromadorea, Rhabditida, Rhabditidae.